AUGACGGCCGAAUUUCCACCUGCUGAGGCGUCUCGCAUUGUAAAACGCAUCUCAGAAAUUCUAAUUGAGCGCAAUGAAACUAUGGCGGUCAGCGAGGCCGCUUGUGGCGGACUGAUUUCCAGCUAUUUGGUCUCGAUACCUGGCGCGUCUGAAUGGUUUCACGGCGGCAUCAUGGUCUACAGUCUAAAAAGCCGGCUGAAACUGAGUGGGUGGAAUGAACAAGAAAUUCACAAUUAUACUGGCCCCAGCGUGGACGUCGCUCUGCGUUUGGCACGCAAUCUCAAAUUCGAGCUCGGUGCCACUUACACUUUGUCAGAAACGGGGUACGCGUCACGGUCCCCUAUGCUGAAGCCCUCCGAGAGUAAACAGUCCGUGGGAGUUGUGUUUUACGGGGUUUCAGGACCUCGUGAAGACGUCUCUGCAACCCAUGAUACCGAAAGCGAGGAUAGAUGUCACAACAUGCAGCAGUUCGCCAUCCAUGGACUCAAGUUUUUAAUGCAACAAUUGGAAAAAUCGACAAAAGAGCCGGAAAAGGAACCCACUUUGGAAGUCGAGGAACCAGAACGCAAGAAAUCCAAGCUUAGCAGUGCUUGA
Lachancea meyersii CBS 8951 is the source of this 594-nucleotide messenger RNA. The record is from the annotation of a GenBank genome assembly. NCBI's taxonomy places the organism in Eukaryota, Fungi, Ascomycota, Saccharomycetes, Saccharomycetales, Saccharomycetaceae.